This is a messenger RNA of Pyricularia grisea, 2159 nucleotides long. RefSeq lists its product as uncharacterized. The record is from RefSeq and is a predicted model, not a curated record. Gene Ontology annotation, cellular component: cytoplasm; nucleus. Bases 423 to 1838 code for a protein of 471 amino acids. NCBI's taxonomy places the organism in Eukaryota, Fungi, Ascomycota, Sordariomycetes, Magnaporthales, Pyriculariaceae. The transcript has 7 exons.
CCCGCUUUCGGAAACGUACCCAUGUUUGUGAUGCAAGUCCAGCCAACCCCACGUUGUGUCUUUCUGCAUGUGUUGUUGAAGCUUCUAGUGUGUUGGCGAUCGAAGCAUCUACAUAACUCACUUAAAUUGUACUCAACUGGAACCAGGUUUCCCCAACCCACUCACAUAUACACAUACCCCCGCAUAACGUUGCUUCCACCUGGGUCGACUGGUCCCGUGGGCAUGGUGGAUGGGGUACCUGUGCCAGGCCAUAGCAGUCUCUUGUGUUAGUUUCUUGGCGACCUGUCGUUGCUUUCUCAACAAUACCUGUUUGGAAGCAUUCCUGCCGGUUUUCCUGAGACUCAAUUUACACCGAGCCCCGCAGGUCUGGGUCGGGCAAGACUGCACUAUCUUGCGGCAUACAGGAAAUCCACCUCGUCGUUAUGGAUACGCCGGCAUUACCUGCGCCAAGAGAUGCGCGCGAGAAGGAGAUUUUGGAGAGGUUGACGGCAACCCGUGAUCAACUACUUCUGCUGAAACAGGACCGCGCUCAUUAUAUCAGGAGCCAGGAUGUCAUGGUGUUGUACGACCAAGUCAUCGAGAACGUCAGGCAGUUGAACGAGAUUCGACAUGGAGAACACGGAGGGGAAACCCAGUUGGACAAGGUGCUUGAAAGCUGCUUUCAGCUUAUAAGCUUGUUCUUCAUGACUAUUGGUCGAACCAGUGAGGCGCCUGCAGCCUACGCCCUCACCUCCACCAUCAAACGUUUGCUUGACCACCUUGCGGAAGCCGAGUUGUUUUCGGCCAAGGAUCUCGAAAGCAUGUCUGAGACCUUGCAAAAGAUUUCUGGUAUCGUCAGGAGCACAGAGUCGCGCCACUCACCCUACUUGGUCGAGCUACUUUCAAAUCGAUUGGAGCUCUGUCAGAGAAAUUUGGAAAGCCUACAAAGACGGCUUGACCAUCUCGACGGCCCGCUACCUGCCAUUCACGGGAAGCUCAUCUCAAUAUUGCGUUCCAUGUCUUUGGCGAAUACAAGGUCCAAGUUUUCUUCUUCAGAAGUACUAAAGCUCCAAGCAGAGCUCAAAGAAAUAGACGCCAAACGAGUCGAUGGCAAUUUUGUUGACGACAACGGCAAGGUGGCUCGAGGCAACGAUGCUGUUUCGACUUUACUGAAGCGUUGCCUUGAGUGGACCGAAAUUGUGCUUGACCGAAAAGGAAAGGUCCCCGAAAAUUUCAAGAAUAUUUACGAUGUCCUCGUCAGCAUUCGCAACAAGCUAGACAGCCUCUCCCUGACGCAGGCUUGGUCGCUGCGCGAGACUGACUUGUAUGAUUUCCAGCGGACACUCGACAAGAUUGACGAGAAGCGGGUCAAUGGAAAUUUCAUCGACGAGGAAGGAAGACCUGCGGAGCUCUAUGUACAGAGGACUCUUCUGUACCUUAUCAGACGCAGCUACGGUCUGAUCUACUCACUCAUGAUUCUUUCAGAGCCUGUCUCCGAGGCACUCAUCCCAAUCUAUAAUCAGCUUCAGACUUUAAAGCGUAUCCUUAUUGAAGUAAAGGAUUCUGGUGGAGUAAGCUCCGUUAGGGAAUUGUAUCCCUACAGUAUGAAGUUGAACAUGAUCGAUAAUAUGCGGGUUGAUGGUCGUUUUAUGCAUGGAGACGACAUACCUGAAGGCCAAGGCGCCCUCAACGAACUGUUGGCGGAUUGUUACGAACUAGCAUACGAACUGAGAGUCGUCGCCGAAGCAAAGGCCGAGGAAACCCAGACUGAGGACGAACCAAGGCCUGAUGACGGGCCGGGAGCUAAUGAUGGCAGCACAGUGGGAUCCAGAAUUACGCGGGAUGAGGUGUUGACGUGAGCUGACAGUCUCUGCAUGUCGCGGGUGUUAUCUUCCUGGGUCUCUAAUCUCGUCUGAUUUAUGGGCUGGGCUUGUCGAUUCACAUUUCCAACCCCGGCUCUAUUUUCCAUGCUCGAAAUGAAGGUCUUACCUGCUUGCUUUCUAUUUUAUUCUCAUGAUUCUUGUAUUUUUCCCUGUAAUUUGAAAUCUGUAGGGAUCAUCUACGUCGAUGGGAGUGGCGGGACUUUUGGUAGCAUGCGCUCUUCACGGGAUACAGCACACCAAGGGGGUACUCCAAACGAGGCAAGCUCAAAAAAAAAAAAAAAAAAAAAAAAGAUACAA